Molecule: messenger RNA, 1565 nt
Organism: Aphis gossypii (cotton aphid)
Lineage: Eukaryota; Metazoa; Arthropoda; Insecta; Hemiptera; Aphididae
Product: tetratricopeptide repeat protein 9C-like
Exons: 2
Coding region: 390-1232 (280 amino acids)
Molecular function (GO): protein binding
Source: RefSeq, a predicted model, not a curated record
GUCGUUCCUUUUGACGAACUCAACCUGACCCGUGCAUUCCCUCAGACAGAGGCUGUCGACGUUACUUGCACGAGCUGAACCCGAGACUGGUCGACGACUCGUUCCGUUUUGUCGUGUAUGCAGCGCCCUAAACACGUUUACAGCUGUUUAAUCGCAAACUUUCGACGUCGUUGGCUGAUUAAAAAAAAAACUUCCAUCGCCUUCUCCAAACUACUAUUACCCUAUAGUAUCGCACACACCAUCGUAACAUUCGCAGUCAUACACACGCGUACUCACGUGUAGUAGGAACCGAGUGAAAAUCCUGUAUAGAUUCAGAGCCUGCAUCUUGCGAGGUCAUCAUUGGUCGAACCGAUAGUCGAAAUCAUCGAAUCAUCUAGUCGGCCGCAGAAAUGAAGAGAAUUCCCGUUUGCGAGGUGAUCGACCAGCGUCCGGUGGUCGACAAAGAUUUGCCGCGGCCGUCUUCCGUAUUCCGGCCGCUGACCGGCGACGUGUGCCACAUCGUACUGACAGAGCUACGGAUACCGUCCAGCACGAUGAACUGCGGCCUGUUCGAGGAGUUCCGCGACGACUGGCGACCGAUCAAGGCGCACAUUAAGGUCGGCGAGGCGGACUGCACGGUGGACAGGGGCCUGCAGGCCGUAGUGCUGGAAAUGCGGCCGGGCGAGUACCGGGACUUUUGCGUGGGCGACGGGGGCGAAGGUCGCAUCUCCGGCCGAGUGUUCCUGUCGUACGUCGACAAGACGUCCCGCACGAGCUGGCGCGACGACGACAGGCUGAAGCUGACGGCGGCGGCCCGGCACAAGGACGAGGGCAACCAGCUAUACGGACAGGGCCGGUUCGCGGACGCGUUCCACCGGUUCAACCUGGCGGUCAGGGCGGUGCUGUUCGUCCGGGACCCGGACGCCGUGCGCGCCGACCGGGACGCCAUGUACGCGGUCGUGUGCAACAACAUGGCCGCCUGCCAGCUGCAGAUGAGCAACUACGAACACGCGCACCAACUGUCCGGCAAGGUGCUGGCCGUCGAACCGGACAACGUCAAGGCCCUGGUGCGCCGGUGCCGGGCGUCCGCCGAGCUCCGCAUGUUCGACGGCGCCCUGGCCGACGCGGUCCGCGCCCUGGAAAUCGACCCCGGCAACGUGGUCGCCGAGCGGUACCGGGACGUGGCGACGCGCGGCGUGAACGACCAGAACGCCCGUUACGGCGACAUGGUCAAGAAGAUGUUCGCGGCCUGAGGCGGAGUCGCAGCUCGCGCGUGCGCAUCAGUGUACGCGUGCCUAAUAUAUACAAUAUUAAUAUUAUGUACGUCGACGAUACGAUAAAGCCGUUUGACAACGAUAUAUUAUUAUUUUUCCUGUAACGAUUGUAUUUUGCGUACAACGUGCGAUUUUCAAAGUGCCAGUGCGUUACUAUUUAUUAUUUUCAUAAUAUUAUACUUAUUAAUACGAUUUAUCGCCUGUAUAUGAGUUGUUCAUUUUUAUCGUUCUUACUAUGUACAUUACUAUAUCGCCCGUGUAUUUAGGCACUUAUUAAUAAUAUAAUAAAUACAUUAAUAAUUAUAAACGAUA